Trypanosoma theileri is the source of this 1509-nucleotide messenger RNA. Its product is annotated as surface protease GP63. The transcript has a single exon. Gene Ontology annotation, biological process: cell adhesion; proteolysis. Lineage: Eukaryota; Euglenozoa; Kinetoplastea; Trypanosomatida; Trypanosomatidae. Gene Ontology annotation, molecular function: metalloendopeptidase activity. Gene Ontology annotation, cellular component: membrane; cytoplasm. The record is from RefSeq and is a predicted model, not a curated record. Bases 1 to 1509 code for a protein of 502 amino acids.
AUGAAAUCUCACGUGCAUCAGUUAAUCUGCUCUGCACUACUGCUGUUCCUCCUCUGCUGUGCCUACGGGUGCGCUGCUGCUGUUGUGAAUCUGAAGAGUGAGGAUGGCUGGGAACCCAUUCGUAUUGGUGUGUAUCCAGGAGGUUUAUCCGUAUGGAUUAAAUCAUGUCGCAGGUAUAGUACCAACAAAGUGUCAUUUGGUAGCUUCGCUACGGUUACUUAUGAAAAAUUGAUCAUCUGCGACCCAGUAACUGGAAUAACGCCGGAAAAGGCAAAAAUGAUGCAUAAGGUUGUUGUUGAAGGGUCCCGCCUACACAUGGAUCGUCUCCUCGUAAAACCUGUGAAGGGAAACUUGUUAAUUGAGAAACACCAUGGGUAUGACUUUAAAGAGCGCUGUCCAGAUGCCUUUCCUCGUCGUGACCAUCUCACAAAGGGUAUCCCAAAAGUUGAUUUCGCGCUGUAUUUGGGUCUUACAGCAUCGCAUGAAGAACACCGGAUUUGCUCUAAAGAUGCCAAUGGGCGUCCGACAUCUGGCUUGAUAAAGCUAAAUCCGAAGGAAUUUAACAAUACAAGGCAUUACAUUCGUUUGGCUGCACAUGAAAUUGGUCAUGCACUUGGUUUUACCCUUGAAGAGUUCAAAGAGAAUGACAUGCUGUUGGAGGAGAAAAGCAAUACCGGAAGGAAUAUUAUGGCUCUGUUGACGGAUACUGUGAAGAAGAAGGCGCAAGAUCAUUACAACUGUAAAAGUCUUAAUCACAUGGAGUUGGACUAUCGCAGUGGUAAAAAUGAGUACCCACACUGGAAGCGACGCCACGCAAAGGAUGAACUUAUGAGCACAUACGUUAACAGGCCCUCCGCCAUGUACUACACGGAAUUGACACUUGCUGCUUUUCAUUCUCUGCCUUAUUACAAAGCCGAUUUCAGCAAAGCAGAAACGAUGACAUGGGGCCGGAAUGCCAGUUGUGAAUUCCUUACAGGAAAGUGUGUAGAGGACAGUACUCCCAAGUUUCCUGAGAUGUUCUGUAAUGAUAGCACUACUGUCCUGCGUUGCACCACUGACCGCGCAUCCCUUGGGACGUGCUCAAUGAAACAGCUUGCCUCUGAUGUUCCCAGGGAGUUCCAAUACUUUACUAACAAGCGAAUUGGUUCACCUUCCAGUGAUAUGAUGGACCACUGCCCAGUCAUUGAAUCUUCUUGGAAAACAUCGUGUGAAUUUGGUGAUGAAGAUGCAAUGCCUGGUAGUAUUGUGAGCAAUAUGUCACGAUGCCUGGAGGGAGAAUUCCUGGAACCGCGUGAACCGAAGUAUAUCGGUACGUUCCGCGACAUUUGUGCGAAUGUGAAGUGUGAAAACGGCAUCUUGAAGGUGCAGUAUAAGGGAAACGAGAAGUGGCACGAGUGCACCGAUGGGAAGCGCAUUGACAUUGAGAAAGGUCCAGCGUUAUAUGGUGGAAAGAUUGUUUGUCCCAAAUACAGCGAUUUCUGCACGGAUAAGCCAGAGGAAAGCCAAUAA